AUGUACUCAGUCGAGCCGAAAAUCAAAGUCACCACAACUGAUUGCCUGUUUUGUUCUAGCAUAACAAGUUUGUAUGAGAAGUUUGUUGAGAAAAACAACGAUAUAUCGGUGUUGUCUCUUUCUCACAAUGUGGCCCAGUACAUCCAAGGUGGUAAGAUAUUAUGUGCCACUCCUUGGCGUUUGGUUGAUCAUGUUGUUAUGCCUAUCAAUGUCAAAUUACAGGAUCAUUGGAUUUGUGGUCGUCUAAACAUAGUUGACAGGCGGAUAUAUCUGUACAAUUCAUUGCGUUCUGGAAGGUAUAUGACAGCUGCAAAAGAGGCUUGCAAGCCUUUUUCUGUUAUUUUACCAUAUUACUUCUCUAUGUUAGACUUCAAAGGCCUUCGCAACGAAGCUAAGUUUAGCACGAUGGAACCGUUCCCUAUUGUUGCUGUUGAUGGUUUACCCGAGCAGGUCACAGCUGAUUGUGGUGUUUUUGUAGCAUCAUUUGCUGAGUAUUUCAUUGAUGGCAAACCCAUCCCAUCCUCUGGUUUUGAUGUGGAAAUUCACCGCGAUCGUUUGGCUGUGUUAUUUUAUCAAUAUGGCAUGAAGAAGCAACUUGAGAACAUUGAAAGUGAAUCCGAGGCCCCUCCCAGCCUUCCCAAGAAGUGA
This is a messenger RNA of Cannabis sativa, 648 nucleotides long. RefSeq lists its product as uncharacterized. The coding region runs from base 1 to 648 and encodes 215 amino acids. The transcript has 2 exons. The record is from RefSeq and is a predicted model, not a curated record. NCBI's taxonomy places the organism in Eukaryota, Viridiplantae, Streptophyta, Magnoliopsida, Rosales, Cannabaceae. Gene Ontology annotation, biological process: proteolysis. Gene Ontology annotation, molecular function: cysteine-type peptidase activity.